AUGUCUAAGAGCCAUGUUGCCCGACGACCUUUCCAUGCAACCAACUCCUUGUCCUCGAGCAACAAGGACCCUUACAAGGUCCUCGGCGUCGAAAAGAGUGCUUCGGCCUCGGAAAUCAAGAAGGCGUAUUACGGACUAGCCAAGAAAUUCCAUCCAGAUACGAAUAAAGACCCGACCGCAAAAGAUCGUUUCGCCGAAAUCCAAUCCGCCUACGAAGUUUUGUCCGACCCCAAGAAGAAGGAGCAGUACGACCAGUUCGGCGCCGCUGGAUUCCAUCCCGGUGGCGGUCCUAGCCCCGGCGGCGAUCCCUUCGGAGGAGCUAAUCCGUUCGCCGGAUUUGGCGGCCACCCUGGUUUCGGCGGUGGUUUCAACUUCGAGGACAUAUUUUCAGCAUUCGGAGGGGCUAGGGGCAACCCAUUUGGUCGUCAAUCGGGCCGGAAUCCGUUCCACCAGGAGAUCCUGGUGGGAGAUAACAUCGAGGUACAAGCGCAUAUAUCGUUCAUGGAAGCUGCACAGGGUACUCGAAAGAAGGUUACGAUAUCGCCCUAUGUCACAUGUGGCACAUGUUCAGGAAAUGGUUUGAAGGUCGGAACCCAGCGCUCCUCGUGCAAGGUGUGUGGAGGGACCGGCACAAGGGUUCACUUCGCGCAGGGCGGAUUCCAGAUGGCGUCGACCUGCGGUGCCUGUGGUGGUACGGGCUCGACGAUACCCAGAGGAUCGGAAUGCAGGACGUGCUCUGGAGAUGGUGUUGUGAGGCAGAGGCAGACGAUCAACGUUGAUAUCCCCGCGGGUGUGGAGGAUGGCAUGCGCCUCAGAAUUGAUGGUGCCGGUGAUGCACCUCCGACUGGCCAGGUGGCGGAUGGGGAGGUCCGGGCUAAGCGAGGUGACCUAUACGUCUUCAUCAGGGUUGCUUCCGAUCCUAAGUUCCGCCGAGCCGGCUCGGACAUUCUUUACACAGCAACGAUUCCUCUGACCACCGCGAUUCUCGGUGGUGAAGUUGCCAUUCCCACUCUCACGGGUGAGGUCCACGUCAAGGUCGCUACGGGUACGAACACGGGAGACAGAAUAACGUUGUCGGGUAUGGGCAUGAAGAAGUUGAGCGGAAGGGGUGGAUACGGCGACCUGAAGGUUGAAUACAAGGUCAACAUGCCUAAGUACCUGUCCGGGAACCAGCGUGUCUUGGCGGAGAUGCUCGCGGACGAGAUGAGCGACAAAACGGCAAAGCGGAUCAUGAACGUCUCGAUCUCCGAUGACCCUGCGGCGCACAAGAACGAAGGAUGGAUGAAGUCCAUUUGGCAUACCUUGACGAAUCACCCGGCCCACCAGAAGCAACCUUCUGACUCCGAGAACAAGCCUGACAGCGACAACAAGGAUUCGUCGUCGACGCCUCCCAAGGAAGAAAAUAACCAGAAGAAAGAAUCCGGAUCCGGGUCUGCGUGA
Scedosporium apiospermum is the source of this 1440-nucleotide messenger RNA. RefSeq names its product DnaJ-like protein 1, mitochondrial. NCBI's taxonomy places the organism in Eukaryota, Fungi, Ascomycota, Sordariomycetes, Microascales, Microascaceae. Gene Ontology annotation, biological process: protein refolding; response to heat. The record is from RefSeq and is a predicted model, not a curated record. The transcript is spliced from 3 exons. The coding region runs from base 1 to 1440 and encodes 479 amino acids. Gene Ontology annotation, molecular function: ATP binding; heat shock protein binding. Gene Ontology annotation, cellular component: cytoplasm.